AUGUGUGAAAUAAUGGGUGAUGUUGUAGUGUUGCAAUUUCAAUAUAGGGGUAUUGAUGUUUCUGUGAAUGUUGAGGAUGUUGAUAAGAAUGCAUUGAAGGAUAGUGGAAGAGGAGAUGAAUGGUGUAUCAUCUCAGAUAGGCAAAAGGGUAUACAAGCUGUACUAACUGAAUUAUGGCCUAAAUCUGGUAGAAGAUAUUGCUGCAAACAUCUUGUCAAGAACUUCAAGGGGGAAUUCCCAGGAUUACUCAUGUUCUUACUCUUUUGGAAGGCAGCUAGGGCUUAUAACCCUUUUACUUUCAGAAAAGCAAUGGAAGCUCUCCAGAAGGCUAAUCCCUUGGCAUUAGUUUUGUUGUCAAAAGUGGGACCCCAAUCAACAUGGUCAAAACAUGCUUUCAACCCUAACAUAAAGUGUGAUGUGAAUAAGUCAAAUUUUGUAGAGAGCUUUAAUGCUACUCUAGCUAGGAAUCAACAUAUGCAGACCUGGAUCAGAAGACUGACUAUGGUCAGACUGGCCACUAGAUGGGAGCAGUGUGAGAGUUGGAAUGAUGAUAUUUGUCCAAAUAUCAUUAGAAGAUUGCAAGUGCUUAGUCAUGAGUCUAGGACUUGUAGGUGUUUGAAGGCUGGAGAUGGAGAGUAUGAAGUGUUAGAUGGUAAAUCAGUGUUACCUGUCAACUUAAAUGACAAAACUUGUGCAUGUAAUGUGUGGCAGCUGUCUGGAUUGCCAUGUAAGCAUGCUAUGAGGGCUAUUAUACAUGCACAUGAGGAUCCUAAGAAGUAUGUGAGUGAAUGGUACUCCUUGAGAAGGUACAAGCUCACAUAUGGCAACACAAUCAAAUCCAUCCCAGAUGUUGAACAAUGGCCUGACAACACCUACCCAGAAAUAGCCCCACCCAAUAUGAAAAGAGGUAUUGGUAGGCCUGCAAGAAAUAGAAGAAGGGAAGAAGGUGAGCAGGCCAAGGGUAAAAGGUCCAAGACUGUUAAGUGCAGCAAGUGCCAGAACUAUGGGCAUAACUCUCAGACAUGCCAAGGAGGGCUCACUGGGAAAGAAAAAGCAUCCGAGGCAGCAACUGAAGGGAAGAAGAACAAGAAACAGGGACCCAAACCAAAUCCAAAGGGGAUCUCUCUGUCCCAACCUGAUCCAACAACAGAUGCGUCAUCAUCCCAGCCUAUAAGAAGUUCACCAAGAACAAGGAAGGGUGUCUCUGCCUCUCAGCCUGCUUAG
Chenopodium quinoa (quinoa) is the source of this 1224-nucleotide messenger RNA. RefSeq lists its product as uncharacterized. Gene Ontology annotation, molecular function: zinc ion binding. The record is from RefSeq and is a predicted model, not a curated record. The transcript has 5 exons. Bases 1 to 1224 code for a protein of 407 amino acids. NCBI's taxonomy places the organism in Eukaryota, Viridiplantae, Streptophyta, Magnoliopsida, Caryophyllales, Amaranthaceae.